Messenger RNA from Entamoeba dispar SAW760, 435 nucleotides. RefSeq lists its product as uncharacterized. The coding region runs from base 1 to 435 and encodes 144 amino acids. Lineage: Eukaryota; Evosea; Mastigamoebida; Endamoebidae. The record is from RefSeq and is a predicted model, not a curated record. The transcript has a single exon.
AUGCAAGAAGUUGUUAAUAUUAGUGUUGAUCUAUUUAUUCAAAUGAAACUUGCUCUAGAAAGGGGUGAAAGAAUAGAAAAUGAAAAAAAAGAGUUAAAGACAACAAUUGAACGUCUAAAUGAAGAAAAAUGUCAGUACACCAAAGAAAUAGAAAAUUUAAAAAAACAGCUUUUUAAAGAAAAAAUAAAUAAAGAAGAUAGUGAGGUUGAACUUGCUAAAAUGAAAGGAGUUAUUUAUAAACUAGAGGGAGAAAAAAAUAUUUUAACGUAUCAAGUUGAUAGUUUAAAGAAUGACAUUUCAUCUUUACAAGUUAAAUUAAAUUAUUUGUUGCAAAACAAAAAAGGAGAAAGAACUGUUUUUCCAUUAAGACAUGAUACUUUAUCUUCUGGUUUAAAUAUUAGUUCUAUUUUACCACCAGAAUAUUCUACAAUGUAA